Molecule: messenger RNA, 2223 nt
Organism: Epinephelus moara (kelp grouper)
Lineage: Eukaryota; Metazoa; Chordata; Actinopteri; Perciformes; Serranidae
Gene: pecr
Product: peroxisomal trans-2-enoyl-CoA reductase
Exons: 8
Coding region: 45-941 (298 amino acids)
Biological process (GO): phytol metabolic process
Cellular component (GO): peroxisome
Molecular function (GO): trans-2-enoyl-CoA reductase (NADPH) activity
Source: RefSeq, a predicted model, not a curated record
GGGGUGUAGCGUCGACUUCACCUCACUAGGUUCAAGAACCAGACAUGGCGGCGUCCAGUGUUUUCAGACCAGGCUUGUUUAACCAUAAAGUAGCGAUUGUAACGGGCGGCGGGACCGGCAUCGGUAAAGCCAUCUCUGCAGAGCUGCUGGAGCUCGGUUGCAGUGUGGUGAUCUCCAGCAGAAAGGUAGAGAGGUUGGAGGCGGCAGCUCAGGAGAUGAGACAAAGAAUCCCUGCCUCCAGCCCUGCGUGUGUCACUCCUCUACCGUGUAACAUCCGAAACGAGGACGAGGUGAAGAAUCUGGUGUCAUCAGUGCUGAAGCGGUUCGGCAGGAUAGACUUUCUGGUGAACAAUGGAGGAGGUCAGUUCACCAGCCCGGCAGAGCACAUGUCCUCUAAAGGCUGGAGGGCAGUGAUUGACACCAACCUGACAGGAACCUUCCACUGCUGCCAGGAGGUCUACACAGCGUGGAUGAAACAACAUGGAGGCGUGAUCGUCAACAUCAUUGCCGACAUGUGGAAAGGCUUCCCAGGCAUGGCACACACAGGGGCAGCGAGGGCAGCAGUGGACAACUUAACAAAGAGUCUGGCCAUCGAGUGGGCGGCCUCAGGAGUCAGAAUCAACUCUGUGGCACCUGGAACAAUCUUUUCCAAAACUGCAAUGGAGAACUACAAGGACAUUGGACCAACAAUUUUCAAGACGGCCAUUCCAUUAAGCCCUGCGAAGAGGCUGGGAGUACCAGAGGAGAUCUCAUCAGCCGUGUGUUUCCUGCUCUCUCCUGCUGCCUCCUUCAUCUCUGGAGCCACCCUGAGGGUCGAUGCAGGACAGAGUCUGUACCACUCCAUGUGGGAGAUACCUGACCACAGUGCAUGGCCCGAAGCUCCAGAGGGAGAGAACCUGGAUGCUCUGAAGGACCUGCUCAACCCCCAAAGCAAACUCUGAUUCACUUUUAUGGCAGAGUCUGAGCCCGGGUCAUAGACACACAGUUGGCCAACCAUCAUGGACCAUGAGCUGUAAAGGCACCAUAAACACAGUCAAUGAAACAAGACACCAGAGUGGCCUGGGUAGAAGAUGUUCUGAUUUAUUAUUAUCGCAAAUAAUGUAAAUAAUUGUUUGUAAUUAUUAGCAACAUGAGUGUCUGAUUAGUUUCUUGGAUGAUAAGCUGUGACAUAAACUGUUGAAAUGUAUGUAGAAUGUUUUUUUCCAAUGCCUUUGUCAGUAAACACAAAGUGCUUUUAACAAAGUGCUUUAAAAGUGGAGACUAAAUAUAGAAACAGGAAAGGAAAAUGGCAGUGAUUUAUUUUAAAUUUUGCACUGAUUUAGUGUCUCUGAGGCUGAUUCAGGAGCUAAAAUAUCAAAAUCACCUUUGGUUUUUUGCUUGGACCUGAAACGGUUACUGGUUCCACAAUAAACAGCAGUAAAUGUUUUGAUGAUGGGGCGGCAUGGUGGUGUGGUGGUUAGCACUCUCGCCUCACAGCAAGAGGGUUGCCGGUUCGAUCCCGGGCGUGGGAGCCCUUCUGUGCGGAGUUUGCAUGUUCUCCCCGUGUCAGCGUGGGUUCUCUCCGGGCACUCCGGCUUCCUCCCACAGUCCAAAGACAUGCAGAUUGGGGACUAGGUUAAUUGAUAACUCUAAAUUGGCCGUAGGUGUGAAUGUGAGCGUGAAUGGUUGUUUGUCUCUAUGUGUCAGCCCUGCGAUAGUCUGGCGACCUGUCCAGGGUGUACCCUGCCUCUCGCCCGAUGUCAGCUGGGAUAGGCUCCAGCCCCCCCGCGACCCUCAAGAGGAUGAAGCGGUUAGAAGAUGAAUGAAUGAAUGAAAUGUUUUGAUGGUUAGUAUCACCAUUUCAAAUUUGAAUUAUCCUUAAAAGAAGUGUUUGAUUGCUGCACUUUUAAAACUCACGGUAAAUAUCCAGCAUCAACCAAACGUAGCAACAGUCUCCCAGAUGCAUGGGUUUCUUCUGAAAUUCCCUGAGUGGGCGUGCAGCAAAUCUGGCUUCUGGUCCCUGUCCUCAUCAACAGUGGCAGAUACUCGAGCAAGCAUGUCAAAGACAGACUUUCUCUAAUGUUAAUUACUGCACAUUUGAUAUGGUUUCCAUGUGUUUACAUAGGAUACAAGCUAUGUUAUAAUUUUAAUGUUCAUGCAAACAAAAAGUGCUGCUAAUUUUGUUUGUGGUUUUUAAUAGAAAAGAAAUUAAUUCAAUUAAAUUAAAAAACACUGACAAAAUUA